Oryza sativa Japonica Group (Japanese rice) is the source of this 3284-nucleotide messenger RNA. Its product is annotated as ethylene-responsive transcription factor ERF113. Lineage: Eukaryota; Viridiplantae; Streptophyta; Magnoliopsida; Poales; Poaceae. Gene Ontology annotation, molecular function: DNA-binding transcription factor activity; DNA binding. Gene Ontology annotation, biological process: ethylene-activated signaling pathway; regulation of DNA-templated transcription. The record is from RefSeq and is a predicted model, not a curated record.
AUUUAUUAGGCUUACACGUCAGUGACAAAAUUAAAGUCGCGUGACUUCAAAACUAGAGGAGCUUGAUCCUCAUAGAGUGAUACCUUGGAAAUACCCAGAGCUACCUCCUCCAAAAGCAAAACCCCAAAAACAUUUUUUAAAAAAACACGUAUACAGCCAAAAUACGUUACACGGUGGCCUAGCCAGUAUAUAAGUUGAAUUGAAGCCUUGAAGGUAUAUAGGCAACUGGUUAGACUUUUUUUUCCCUUUGCCCAUAAUAAAGCCAUCUCUCAUAAAGCCAUCGACCUCAUCUCCUCCUCCUCCUCUCUCUGUCUCUCUCUGGCUGUUCUUAUCAGUUUACGUUGUCCUCAUCGUCGCCGGCGCCGCCCUCCAAAGCUUCAUAGAUAGCUCGAUCGAUCGAUCCCGUCGUCGUCGAUCGUCGUCGACGCAGCAGCCUCGCCGGCGGCCGGAGACUGGGGAGAUCGAUCGAGAGGGAGGGAGGUUGAGUAAGGUGGAUCCACGGGUCAGGCAUGGCAAGAGGCCCCUACCGGCCGGCGAGGAGGAGGAAGAAGACCAGCCACCGCCUCCGACACCACCAGCAAAGCAGGAGCAGCAGGACGAGGAGGAGCUCGCCGCGGUCGUCAUCAGCGGCGGCGGAGCAGGAGCAGCUCCGGCGCCGGAGACGUACGCGCAGUACUACUACGCGGCGCGCGCCGACCACGACGCCUCCGCCAUGGUCACCGCGCUAGCCCACGUCAUCCGCGCCGCCCCCGACCUGCACCUCCCCCACCACCCAUCCUCCUCCGCCUCCGCCGCCGCCCACCCGCAGCAGGCUUCUUCCUUCUACCCGACCGCCGCCGCCGCCGCCUCCUCGCCGUCCGACCAGCUCGCCGCCGCCGCCGCUGCCGAAGAGCAAGGGAGGAGGCGGCACUACAGAGGUGUUCGACAGCGGCCAUGGGGGAAGUGGGCGGCGGAGAUAAGGGACCCGAAGAAGGCGGCGAGGGUGUGGCUGGGGACGUUCGACACGGCGGAGGACGCCGCCAUCGCCUACGACGAGGCGGCGCUCCGGUUCAAGGGGACCAAGGCCAAGCUCAACUUCCCCGAGCGCGUCCAGGGCCGCACCGACCUCGGCUUCCUCGUCACCCGUGGCAUCCCCCCCGCCGCCACCCACGGUGGCGGCUACUACCCCUCGUCGUCGCCGGCGGCGGGGGCAUGCCCCCCGCCGCGGCAGCAGCAGACGGUCGUGCCGUACCCGGACCUCAUGCGGUACGCGCAGCUGCUGCAGGGCGGCGUCGGCGGCAGUUACAUGCCGUUCGGCGGCGCCGCGACGAUGUCGUCGUCGACGGUGUCGUCCUCGUCGGCGCCGCAGAUACUCGACUUCUCGACGCAGCAGCUCAUCCGGGCCGGCCCGCCGUCACCAAUGCCAUCGUCGGGCUCCGGCUCGGCGACCGCGGCGGCGUCGUCCACGACGUCGGCGUCGUCGCCCGGUGCAUGGCCGUACGGCGGCUCGGAGCGCAAGAAGAAGGAUUCGUCGUCGUGACGUCACUGGAUGGAUCGAUCGAUGCAUGAAUAUGCCAUGCAUUUGAGAGGAAGAGGUCAAGUUUUUUUUUAAGCAAUGGAAAUGGAUUACAUCUUCGGCCUCGGCACGUGGACAGAAAGAGAUCAAGUGAUAUGGAUCGAGAAGAAUGUUUAGCUGAUCUGCUCUUUACUCUGCACGAUCGAGGAGAUGAAAAUGCAUGCAAUAUGCAUGGAGGGGUAAGUGUUAAGUGGUUAAUUGGUGAUUUUUGCGGGUUAAUUAAUUACAUGGACAUUAAUUUUUCUUUUGAUCACCUUUUGUUUAUUUUUUCUCUGAAAACUAUCUUCUUUUGUUCAUUUUUAUUUUCUUGGAGGUACUUAAUUAAUUAGCUAGGUUAAUUAGCUGGUGAUUUUUAGUUUGUUGUUUCCCUCCUUUUGUUCAAGUGUGAACUAAUUGUGCAAAAUUAGUCCAAGUAAAGCAAAGAGAGAGGAUUCUUAUUUAAUUAUUGGUUAAACAUUACCCUUUUUUAAGAUGAAACAUGAUGUCUUUUUUUAAAAAAAAAAUCUGAAUGAUUACCACCUCUUUGUCUACAUCUUUGGAUUGUAGUGGAAGCUUCUUCUUCACUGGUGAUCUCUUUGGCAGACAUUGGAAAUGUCCAAAGGAUACCAUAAAUGGAUUUCAGUAUACCUUUAGGAAUAACAUUUUGUUGUUUGGUAGCAUGCAUGAUGGGUAUCAAUCAAAUUUAACAACCUUUGGAAAAAAAUAAGGGGGAAUCUUCUCCAUCAGCUUCUCUUAUUAAAAGAUUUGACUUUUUUGUUUAGAUACUUUUAUCAUGGUUGCAAUAUUGGCAUCUGUUCUAUCGAUUUAUCAUCUACUUAAUCCUCCAAUCUCAUUCUCCGCUGUAAUGAUAUUUAAGCAUGUGUCAUAGUGGUAUGGAUGCCUUUAAUGCAUGUAGCAUAUUUCAAACUCAGAACAAGAUGUACUUUUAGAAAAAUUAAAGUUGGAACCGUAACAAGAAUCUAGAGAAAACCAGAAAAACGCUGCAGUUUGGUGAGGACAUUUUACUUUUGCAAUGAUGCUUUGAGGUGAUGAAGAUUAUCCACAUACCUAAUAAUUAUUCAGUUGUAAGAAAUUAAAAUAGCAUGAAGUCAUCCAUUUCUUUUUUUUUCAAACGCUUUUGUACAUAAGCAACAUACAUAUUCCAUCCCCAAAGCACUAUAGCCACAUAUAUAUAUAUCUACAUAUGUCUUAUAUCAUAAAAAUGCUUAUAGCUAGCUUCAGGUUUUUAAUGACAUGAACAUGCAUAUGCCACGUAGAUCUUGAGUUAAUUAUAGUCAGAGGUGUGGCGUAAUGAUCUCAAAGUUUCUAGUGUAAAUCAUAAAAUAUGUAGAUUUGUGAUUUGGUGCCAUGUGUCGAGAUUUAUUCGAUCAACUUGCCGGCAUGUGAUGAUACGAAAUAAGGAGAGAACCUCUAUCAUGCAAGUAUCAUCCCCAUCCCGUGCAUCUAGAAGCUAAUAUAUAUGGGCGAUGCAUGCACCAAUUCAAUGCCAAAUCAAAUGCAUUCAACUGCAUUUUUUUGUAUUUACGCAUUUUUAUAUACCAGUACAUCUGUCCACCCAUCUAUCCAGCUACAUAUAUGAGUGACAAAAAUUACAACCACACUAGCAUUUGUAGAUACAUGUGUGUCUUUUUCUCUAUAGCUAGCUUGUGAUGAGAACCAAAGAGACAGAUCCAUGUACAAGUGUCUUGAUGUAACAGAGAUCAUCAUUAUACAUGAUUUGUUUCCAUUA